Camelina sativa (false flax) is the source of this 2566-nucleotide messenger RNA. RefSeq names its product vacuolar protein sorting-associated protein 52 A. Lineage: Eukaryota; Viridiplantae; Streptophyta; Magnoliopsida; Brassicales; Brassicaceae. The record is from RefSeq and is a predicted model, not a curated record. Gene Ontology annotation, molecular function: syntaxin binding. Gene Ontology annotation, biological process: Golgi to vacuole transport; endocytic recycling; retrograde transport, endosome to Golgi. Gene Ontology annotation, cellular component: GARP complex.
UGCGAGCUUGCUUCAUCAUCUUCUACACAAUUCCGAGAGAAACGACGAGUACAAAAGCGUCAAAGCGUCACUUUGGGGUUUCUACUGAGGAAAUCAAAAUCAGAUUUUGGAGAAGACGAAUCUGAAGAAGAAGAAGAAGAAGACUGUAAUGGCGGAUUCAAACUGAUCUCAGAGACUCGAAAGGUUGAGAAAGAUCGAGCAUUCUGGUUAACUUAGCAAGAUGUCUGACAUUUCCAUUGACGCAUUGGGCCAAGCAAUGGGUGACUUUAGUAAUCAUGAGAAACAUGGAUUUGAUUUAGGAGCAUUUGUUGGGGACUUGGCUUUUGAAGAAGAUUCAGGCAGUGAGGAUAUAUCAUUGGAAGGUCUUCAACAAGAACUAGAAGAAUGUCAAAGUGAUGAGGUUGUUUCCAAUAUACUAUCCAGUGGUGCCAAACUUAGAGACUAUGCAAAAGGUGUAGAGAACAAUCUACGGAAGGUUGAAUUGGAUUCAAUUGAGGAUUACAUAAAAGAAAGUGAUAAUCUACUCUCACUUCACGAUCAGAUUCGUGACUGUGACAGCAUCCUCUCACAAAUGGAAACUCUCCUCAGUGGAUUUCAGGAAGAGAUUGGUUCUAUAAGUUCAGACAUAAAGAUUCUCCAAGAAAAAUCAAUGGACAUGGGUUUGAGAUUGAAAAACCGCAGGGUGGCUGAAUCAAAACUAGCAAAAUUCGUUGAAGACAUCAUAGUGCCACCAAAGAUGAUCGAUGUAAUUGUUGAUGGAGAGGUUAAUGAAGAGUAUAUGAAAACGCUUGAAAUUCUGAGUAAGAAGCUGAAAUUUGUAGAAGCAGAUCAAGCAGUUAAAAGCUCAAAAGCUUUAAAAGAUGUAGAGCCUGAGCUCGAAAAGCUCCGGCAAAAAGCUAUUUCCAAGGUGUAUGAUUUUAUUGUCCAGAAGCUUAUAGCCCUUAGGAAACCCAAAACCAACAUUCAAAUUCUUCAACAGAGUGUGUUAUUAAAGUACAAGUAUAUUAUCUCCUUCCUCAAAGAACAUGGAAAAGAAGUGUUUAUGGAUGUCCGUGCUGCAUAUAUUGAUACCAUGAACAAGGUGUUAAGUGCACAUUUUCGUGCUUAUAUUCAAGCCCUUGAGAAGCUACAGUUAGAUAUAGCCACAGCAUAUGACUUGAUUGGGGUGGAGACUAGAACCACCGGCCUCUUCUCCAGAGCAAGGGAGCCACUAAAGAACCGUUCUGCCGUUUUUGCUUUGGGUGAGAGGAUAAAAAUUAUAAAGGAAAUUGAUCAACCUGCUUUGAUCCCUCACAUAGCCGAAGCCAGCUCGCUCAAAUAUCCUUAUGAAGUGCUCUUCAGGAGCUUGCACAAGCUACUUAUGGAUACAGCUACUUCUGAAUAUAUAUUUUGUGAUGAUUUCUUUGGUGAAGAGUCCAUAUUCUAUGAAAUCUUUGCAGGUCCAUUCUCUGUCAUUGAUGAGCACUUCAAUCCUGUUCUUUCAAACUGUUUUGAUGCUAUCGGCCUGAUGCUUAUGAUUCGCAUAAUACACCACCACCAGCUUAUAAUGUCUCGGCGGAGGAUUCCAUGCCUGGAUUCAUAUCUGGACAAGGUUAAUAUUUCAUUGUGGCCUCGUUUCAAGAUGGUGUUUGACUCACACCUCAGCAGUCUGCGAGAUGCAAACAUUAAGACAUUAUGGGAAGAUGAUGUUCAUCCACACUAUGUGAUGAGGCGUUAUGCUGAAUUCACGGCUUCGUUUAUUCACCUGAAUGUCGAAUAUGGAGAUGGGCAGCUUGAUAUAAAUCUGGAGCGGUUAAGAAUGGCUGUAGAUGGCUUGAUUCUCAAGCUUGCGAAGUUGUUCCCAAGGCCAAAGCAGCAAAUUGUGUUUCUCAUAAACAACUACGAUAUGACAAUUGCUGUGCUGAAGGAAGCGGGACCAGAUGGUGGGAAAAUUCAAAUGCAUUUUGAGGAAUUGCUAAAGAGCAACACUUCGUUAUUUGUGGAAGAACUGCUGGUGGAACAUUUCAGUGAUUUGAUAAAAUUUGUGAAAAGUCGAGCUUCAGCUGAGGAUUCAAGUUCAAAUCCAGAGAGGUCCAUAACAAUUGCUGAAGUAGAGCCACUGGUGAGGGACUUUGGAAGCAGAUGGAAGACAGCGAUUGAGUUGAUGGACAAAGAUAUCAUAACUUCGUUCAGUAACUUCUUGUGCGGUAUGGAUAUCUUGAGAGCUGCAUUGACACAACUAUUACUCUAUUACACAAGACUCACAGACUGCAUCAAGAAGAUAGAUGGUGGAUCUGCUCUGAACAGGGAUCUUGUCUCCAUUCAAUCUAUCAUGUACGAGAUCAGGAAAUACUCCAAGACUUUUUGAAAAAAAAUAACAUAUGUGGCUGAAUAUGAAGAGUAUUGUAAGAUAAGUCAAUCUUUCUAAGCUAGUGAAUCUAAAGCGCCAGUAUUAUUGUGUUAUGUGAUAUAGCUUUCAAACCAGUUAAAGAGUUCCUGUAAUGUCUUUUGAUACUGUUGUCCCACUUUACGGUAUUUUCAGUGUAUGGAAAACUUUCAUGGGAAUGUCUAUCCACAAUUCACUAUU